AUGAAGCUGUUGUCAUUGAUCAGCCUGGCCACUUUGGCUGUGGCGCAAAUUGUGCCCCAGGGGACCACUUUGAACUUGGAUGGUGUCAACUAUUUUAUACCGCCCUUCUCCGAGGGAAAGAUCCUGACGGGAGCCAUUCAAUCUGCCAACUUGGCAACUGCAUUCGACUUUGCACCCAUCACGAUUGUUGCGGAGGAUGUACUACCAGACAGCCUCGGAAGCCUGUUCUCUAAUUGGACAGUCGACGACGAUGUAUGGCAACCUGGCUUUACCGGAGCUGUCGUAAUGACAAACAGCUCGGGCUGUGGGACAAUAAACACCAGCUAUUACUCUGGUGUUCAAUCAUCGGUCUUUAGUCUUUCGGGUGCUCUGACAGUGCCGACCGGCCCUUAUUUCCUCAACGUCUUUAGCGGAGAGGUGCAUCAGGCAUAUCGCCUGUACGAGGAUUUUGCCGGUGCUUUUCUGGAGCCACUUUUACAGCAACCAGAUGGCAAGUUCCAGACACUGUCAGCUCACGUACAGAGCAGCAGCUCUUUGACUAUUGGUGUGCCUUCGCGACUAUACUUUACGCGUACAGCGGAGAAGCCCCUCGCCGGUGUCCGUGUCGGCGUCAAGGACCUAUAUGAUCUAGCCGGUGUCAAGAGUUCAAGAGGAAAUCGAGCUUGGUAUGCGCUAUACCCACCAGCAAAUGUGACGGGGCCCGCCAUACAGAACCUAAUUGAUGCUGGGGCGGUCAUUGUCGGCACACAGAAGCUGUCGCAGUUUGCCAACGGCGAGAACCCUACUGCCGAUUGGGUUGACUACCAUGCGCCCUUCAAUCCACGUGGCGACGGUUAUCAGAGCCCUUCGUCGUCGUCCUCAGGAGCUGGAGCAUCCAUUGCUUCAUACGAAUGGCUUGACCUGGCUGUGGGAAGUGACACUGGUGGCUCCAUUCGCGGCCCGGCGGGAGUCUCUGGCGUCUUUGGAAACAGGCCAAGUCACGGUCUUGUCAGCUUGGACUAUGUCAUGCCCAUGUCGCCGACUCUGGACACUUCCGGCUUCUUGACUCGCGACCCGUAUAUCUGGGGGGCUGCGCAAGCAGCAAUGUACGGCGACAACUUUACUUCAUUUGCGGAGACUGCACCGAGUUAUCCUACGAAGAUAUUCACCCUUGACUUUCCCGCAAACGAUACCGCCGAGGGACAGAUGCUCAACGAAUUUGCCAUCAAUUUGGCCAGUUUGCUUCAGGCGACGCUGACUGCGUACGAUAUCGAUGAGCAGUGGGCUGCAACAGGCCCUGCCGAGGUUGCAAGCCUCAACUUCACCGAGCUUCUGAGCACCACGUAUGCUGCAUUGAUCACCAAGGAACAGAUUCCCCUCGUGAGGGAGCCGUUUUAUAGCGACUACGCUGCUGUACAUGAUGGUCGCCUGCCUUACAUUGAUCCCUCGCCGCGUAACCGUUGGGGAUGGGCAGACACCCAGCCCGACUCGAUCCUCGACGAUGCCAAGAAGAACAAGACUCUGUUCAUGGACUGGUUCAACACAGAGGUCUUGGCUCCCGUCGAUGAUCCUCUGAUGUGUUCCUCUGGAAUUCUUCUCCACACACAGAGCACUGGUAGCUUUGGCGACCGCGACGUCUAUGGCGACGAACCUGGGGUGCCGUUGGGCUGGUCCCUAAGCCGGAUGACCAUCUUUAGCGAGGUGCCCGAUAGUGUCUUCCCGCUUGGAGAGGUCGCAUCGGCUAGUGACAUAACGAAUCAUACAGAGUAUCUUCCCGUGUCUGUUGAUAUCAUGGUCGCCAAGGGAUGCGAUGGACUCAUUCCGAGGUUGGCGCAGGACCUCGUUAGUGCUGGCGUCUUGUCUAUCCCAAAGCCCGGCGGUUCGAUGACUGGAGGAGCGAUUCUGUUCUAA
Molecule: messenger RNA, 1890 nt
Organism: Pestalotiopsis fici W106-1
Lineage: Eukaryota; Fungi; Ascomycota; Sordariomycetes; Amphisphaeriales; Sporocadaceae
Exons: 2
Coding region: 1-1890 (629 amino acids)
Source: RefSeq, a predicted model, not a curated record